This is a messenger RNA of Linum trigynum, 947 nucleotides long. Lineage: Eukaryota; Viridiplantae; Streptophyta; Magnoliopsida; Malpighiales; Linaceae. The record is from the annotation of a GenBank genome assembly.
CUUUGCUUGGCGAUGGCUAAGGAAUAUAAUCCCUACGGGUGCUAGGAUAUAUGAUCGAAUGCAGAAAGGAAGUGAACAAUGCCCCUUCUGUGGCCUCAGAGAAACGCAAAACCACAUCUUUUGAGAAUGUGAUUGGGUUCGAAGGGUUUGGAGAACUAGCCCUAUGGAUCCAUACAUAGCAAGGGGGAAGAUCUUACCUCAGAAGAAUGGUACUGUGAGCUCCAAGAGUCGGAAUCUGACGAAAUGCUGGGCGAAUUCCUUGUGGCGCUUUGGUACAUCUGGGACCAGCGCAAUUGCCAUCUGUGGAACAAAAAGAAGUUAGAAGAGUGGGAAAUUUUGCCCAGGGCGAGCAAUUGGCUGAAGGAUUACCUGGAGAAACAGUCGAGCCCUCGGUUGAUGGCAAGGAACGAGGUACAAGGAUGGAAGCCGCCACAGUCGGCUCCGGUGAAGAUAAAUGUUGAUGCAGCUUGUAUAUCGGACAGAGGAACGGGGUGGGGUGCGGUAAUCAGAGACGGAGAAGGGAGGUUUUUGUUCGCUGGAGUUCGACGAUCCAGAACCCAAUGGAACCCUGAGGAAGCAGAGGCCAUGGCGAUCGGAUUUGGUCUGGAUUUGGCUAGAAGGUUUGGGAUACUGGAAAUGGAAAUGGAAUCCGAUUGCCAAGGAAUAAUUCAACAACUUCAAAGAGAAGAAGACAGGGAGACUGAGAGCGGAUUGAUCUGUGCUGAACUACGGGCCGUAGCCCAAACCCUGAACCAUGUUCAGUGGAACUUUGUGGGCCGAAAGUUUAAUGGACCAGCCCAUCUGAUGGCCCAUGUUGAGUGUGAUUGGGAGAGUGAGGAGAUAUGGGUGGAUAAUCCACCUCAAUUUCUUGUAACCCUUCUUAGGGAGGACAUGGGAGGAAACUCCAACUUUGCAUUCUAAUUAAUUAAUACAGUUUCCAUUCAAAA